CACCGGCCGAGUAACCGACGACGAACCCCGCGAUCCCGUUCCACCCCAACAUCUUCCGUCCUCUGACCCGCAACAAGUGUUCACCGACAUAAAACGCGUACACGCAUUGGCGAUCCCGCAGUGGUCACGCAGGCCGAGUUGUUUCACCGUAAGUCCCGGACAGUGUUCAUCAGUUAUAGAUUUCCGGAUUUUGUCUAAAUAAUACAAUAAAGUAUAAUGUGUCACUAUAAUGCGUAUGAUACGCAGAAUAAGAUAACAUGAGGAUUUAUGCCGUUCACGGAUUUAAUUCGUUCCUCUGGCGAAAUACAUUUCCAUAUGCCACGUAACCCGCAAUCCUAGCGGGGAACUCAGUGCAUUUUCAAUAGCGUGUCAGAUAUAAAUCAAUAUUCCAAAACACCGCGGGAAGAGCAAAACAAAUCUUACAAAAUGAUACCCACAAACGUCAUGUCAUUCAUCAACAAGAUCGUGCCUCCUGUGCCAGAAACUAACUCGGGGUCUGAAUCAUCAGUGCCGGAACAAGGCACUAGAUUUAGUAAAAUCAGGCAAACACUGUCAUCAAGUUUAAUGACAGCACAAGACAAAAUGACCACCAAGCUGAAUAGUGCUAGUAAUCGUCAGAAUCCGGCAGAGAACAGCCCUACUUCUAGUCCAGCGUCUCCGCCAGAAGAUAAUACAAAUAAACAACCGACUACAGCAUCCAAACCAGAAAUGGCCAAACAACCAGCAUGCCGGUCUGGUGGCUGCCGAGUUUGUUUAAAAAGCUUUAAAGAAGGUGACUACUCACGCGUAUGCUCCGGGUGCAAGUUCAAGGUGUGCGAGGACUGCGCAACCUCGUAUACGAAGAUCGGCGAAGACGAGAACACUUGGUGCUGCAGUAUUUGCCGGCGCAAACAACAAAGUACGUCGAUAUUGCAACCGGUGCUGACGCAAAACUCUACCGACAGCUUGUUGGACGUGCCCAUAGCGGACACGCUACAGCGGCGACAUUCGGACGUGAAAAUUGGACGCAAUUCCGGGAACGCCGGGUCCGGGAACGGAUCACUGGGAUCGGGAUUGGCACCACCACGGUCACCCGAGCUCCGGCGGCACUCGGACGUGUCACCCGCCACACUGAAGGACAUGGAAAAAGCUGCAGCUGCAUUGAAAGUAGGCGAUAGGAGCCGUAUCACGGACGACAAACUGUGGAACAGGGACACAGGACUCAGACAGAAACGAGGAUCUGCCGGCGCAGUAGUUGGCCAAAGUACGAAUCAAACGCAGCCCACAGUAUUUCGGUUUGACACUCGCCGAGAAUCAAAAAUAUCCAUACCUGCCGAUGAUUCUACGGAUGAUCCUGACGACGCGGAAAAUCGUUGGAGGAGAGGAGCACGGGGUGCUGUGCAAAGGGUAAGAAGAAAGUCCAGGGUGCAAAAACAGCAUAGCUAUGACGAUGAUAUGAAGCCCGGCGUUGGGCAACAAGGAGGACAGGGUGUCACUUCGACUUUGACUGCUGAGGGACAAGCUCAACUGCCGAGACGAGCAUCAGCGUACGACGUUUAUCAAAACCGCGUGGAUCAGCAGCAGGGUUCGUCGCCGGCGAGUCGGAGGUCCAGUUUCCGGAUACAGCAAGACGAUGACGUAAGCAGUGGUGGCGGUGUGCAGCAAAAAGAUCAGUCGCAAAAUCUGGGAAUGAACAACGACGAGGAAUGGAGGCCACGGAGACGUGGUUCGCAACUGCCAGACAUCAGCAACUUACGGUCCGCCGCCGAGUCCAGAGGAAGUCGGAGCUCGUUUUCCAGCAGGGGUGGUGGAGACAGUCAACAACUGCAACAACAACAACCGCAACAGCCACAACAGCAGCCUCCACCCGUCAUCCAAGAAACCGAGCAGAACGAAACUGUCCGCAGACAGCCGUCGGUAGCUGGCGAGGAGAUCAAGAUAGUCAUACAUGACGUGGAUUUCGACCCCAACACUAUGGGUGUUCGUUCAGGAUCCAAGCGUAAAGUAAUAUUGAAGCGUGACCUUACAGACAAAGCUCAUCGAACUCGAGGAUUUGGGAUGAGAGUCGUGGGAGGUAAGAUCGGCCCGGAUGGACAGAUGUUCGCGUCGAUUGUGUGGACCGUUCCGGGUGGCCCAGCAGAAAAAUCUGGUCUACAGCAAGGCGAUAAGGUCCUUGAGUGGGCUGGCAUGCCGUUGGCCAAUCGCAGUUUCGAGGAGGUGUGCGGUAUCAUAGACCGUUCAGGUGACGUGGUGGAGCUGUUAGUGGAACAAGGAUACGAAUUAAGGAUUUGCGAUCUACUCGACGAGCCCGGACCAAUGACGUCUAGAAAGAACUCUGGUGAAGCUAUGGGUUUGCAACUAGAUGGUUCAGACUCUCCGGCGUCCCCGACGAGAAGAAAACUACCUAAGACUCCGACGUCUGGCAUGUCUCAGCCCAUCCCCGAAGAUUCCAUUCGAGAAAGAAACAUCAUUGGUGGUAUUCAGAUGCAAGUCUGGUACAGGGACGGGAAAAACGAAUUGUCCAUAUCUGUCUUGGCAGCCAACGGCUUGCAGAUGAGAAACGACGCUGAUUAUGGUUCACUACCAGAAGCAUAUUUGCAGAUAAAACUUCUUCCGUUCACUGUGGAGACAAAUAUUGUAAGGACUGAAGUCGCAGAACCAUCACUGAAUCCCAUAUGGAAUACCACGCUUGAAAUGCCAAAUGUUCGUUCUGAGACACUAAUCGAAAAGCAAAUGGAAGUCAUACUUUACGAUUACAGACCAGACAAAGAGGACGUAAUAUUGGGCGAGUUUGUAGUCAAUUUACAAAAUGCACUUUUAGACAACGCAAUGAUUUGGUAUGAAUUGGAGUCACCGAAUCAUAGCAAAGCCUCUAAAUCACCAAGAAGUUCAAUUUCCGAAACUGGGAAAGGAGGAUUAAGGGGUCAAAUCCGUUCAGUAUCUGAAGAACGUGAGCUCGAUGGAUUCUUGCAUCCAGAUCACGCGUAUAUGGCGAACUCUCGACGAGGGUCCAGCCAGUCUGAGCAGUUGGACGUUGAACCAUAUCAAUUGAAUAAGGAUUUCUCUCGGUCGUUACCUGGAUCUCGUCGUAGUUCAUUCCAAUCAAUACAAAACACCGACAAGGAUCCUGAGCUAACGACCACUCCCUACACGAACAGGAGUCGACGCAGGAGUUCAUGUACCCCCCGACAAGACCCAGACGAGAUCCUCAAAAAUUUGAAAGCCGUAAAAGGAGAGUUACUUGGUCGAAGUAUGAGCAUUUGUGGUGAUAAGAGAGGAAUGCGAAGGGGUAGCCUAUGUAUGCGACCACACAAAGAGUCUGUUAUGGAAAAACCCGAACCAACGUCUAAAUACGAAGACGAACCAGUUGGUGACCCUAUUCGAUUGGGUCCGGGCCAAAUUAUGCCACGUGGAUACGGCAUAAGUUCAGGUUGUCAUAUUGAACUUAAACUAGGAUUACUAAUGACCAAAGGUCAGCUCGAAGUUGACGUUGUGUGUGCGCGAGGAAUUAGAGCCGAAGAUUCGCCACCAGAUACUUACGUGAAAACGUAUCUUCGAGAAAACGACCGCUGGUUGCAGAAACGUAAGACACGCGUGGUCCGACACAACUGCAAUCCGGAAUACAACCAAACACUUCGAUAUUCUGCGUGCGAUGUGUUGGGCAGGUCACUGUUGGUAAUGCUUUGGGAGAGGCAAAAGGGCUUUGAGCACAACCAAGGAUUGGGAGGGGCUGAAGUCACGCUCGACGCUCUGAAGCUGACACAGGUCACCGAAGGAUGGUAUCCGCUUUUCCCUAUACAGAGUUUAGGCUCAGACUCCAACGACUCUCCGUGACGUCAUGCCAUGAAAUGUCAUUUGUAAUUAAUAUCAAUUCCACGGAAGCCACCCCCACCUCCAAGCACUGAUAUCUUGGGAAAUGUAAUUACGUAUGAACUGUGUUCUCUAUAUUUUUUUGUUUACCAUAAUACUAUUGUGAUCCUGCAAUGUACAUUUCGUACCUACCCAUUAUUUAGCUCCAAAAACUUAUUAUAUGAUAUCAUUGAACUCAUAACUGUAAAAAUAUCGAAAGUAGAUAUAUUUAAAAAACUGCAAACUGUAUGAUAAAAACAAUUUUUUUCUACAUUUCGUCUCAAAGUAGGGAUAAAAAUCGUUUUCUUUAUAAUAAUUUUCGAAUUUUAAUUUUUAUAGUUUCUAACAUAAACUAUUAUAAAAAGUAUUUUAAUAUUUUUUCAAUUUUACUGAACUUUCAACAUAUCCAUCACUAAUCGAAGGGCAAUCGACGUUAAAACAUUGUUCAAACUACUUAUAUAUAAAAUAUUAUUAUAAAUUAUGUGAAAUUUUAAUUUUCAAUAAAUAUUUAUUUAAAAAAAAAUAGUAAUGAAAUUGACAUUUAACCAACUAUUACGUUUGGUAAUUAUAAUACUAUAAUAAUCAAAACCGAUAUUCGAAAUUACCUAAUAUUUCAUUAUAAAUUACACACUACGCGAUAUAGAAAAAUAAGUUUAGUCGUCAAGUGAACUAAUUAAAAAUACAUAAACACGUUAGCAUACAUGAUAUUGUUGAUUAUUAUACCUGUAUUCAUAAUCUUAGCAAAAUAAUACCACGUAGACAUAUAAAUAUUUAAAUAAAACGAAUAUGCUUUAUUUAUAGAUCAUUUUUCAACAGAUUAUUAUUUAAAAUGUACAUUCCUUUCAUACCGAUUAAAAUAUUGAAAAUUUAGUUGUUUCUA
This is a messenger RNA of Myzus persicae (green peach aphid), 4708 nucleotides long. RefSeq names its product regulating synaptic membrane exocytosis protein 1 (gene Fife). NCBI's taxonomy places the organism in Eukaryota, Metazoa, Arthropoda, Insecta, Hemiptera, Aphididae. Gene Ontology annotation, molecular function: transmembrane transporter binding; small GTPase binding. The transcript is spliced from 25 exons. The record is from RefSeq and is a predicted model, not a curated record. The coding region runs from base 427 to 3813 and encodes 1128 amino acids. Gene Ontology annotation, biological process: regulation of synaptic plasticity; positive regulation of synaptic transmission; calcium ion-regulated exocytosis of neurotransmitter. Gene Ontology annotation, cellular component: cytoskeleton of presynaptic active zone; presynaptic membrane.